Lachnellula hyalina is the source of this 399-nucleotide messenger RNA. It is a transcript of the gene cns1, whose product is annotated as Hsp70/Hsp90 co-chaperone. Gene Ontology annotation, biological process: protein folding. Lineage: Eukaryota; Fungi; Ascomycota; Leotiomycetes; Helotiales; Lachnaceae. Gene Ontology annotation, molecular function: Hsp90 protein binding. The record is from RefSeq and is a predicted model, not a curated record. Bases 1 to 399 code for a protein of 132 amino acids. The transcript has a single exon.
AUGGAAGAUGCGAAGAUUCAGCUGGUUCCCGAUCCAGUGGAUCCGACUUCGACCUUGAGCUUUCCCACUGUACUGCUCUACCCCCUGCACCUGGAGUCGGAUUUUAUCAAGGCAUUCAACGAAACCGAACCACUGGGUCACCACCUAAGUUACAUUUUGCCUUUGCCCUGGGAUAAAGAGGGGCUGUACAAACCCACUAGCGUCGAGUGUUAUAUGGAGACUAUCAGUGGUGGCCUGAUCAAAGUGGGACGAAAAGUCUCGUUACUGAAAGUGUUGACGUCGGGGAAUGUUGAAGUGGUCGACGAGGUCGUGAAGAUUUUCGUGGUUCCAAAAGCCAAGGCCGAAGACUGGGUUCUAGACUUCAAGAAAAAGAAAGCCGCUGAUAAAUCCAGCAGGUGA